Impatiens glandulifera is the source of this 729-nucleotide messenger RNA. RefSeq names its product thioredoxin-like 3-3. The record is from RefSeq and is a predicted model, not a curated record. The transcript is spliced from 3 exons. NCBI's taxonomy places the organism in Eukaryota, Viridiplantae, Streptophyta, Magnoliopsida, Ericales, Balsaminaceae. The coding region runs from base 106 to 531 and encodes 141 amino acids.
AUCAUCCAGGGCAGGUAGCGGCAAAAGCCCUAACCAGGCCUUUCUUCCUCAGCCAGCCAGCCAGCCAUAUCUUUCGAAUCCUGCAAUCAAUCUUCAUUCAGAGAAAUGAAAGUUAAUCGAUUAAAAGAAGAAGAAGAAGAAGAAGCGAAAGGACCGGUUAGUGUGAGUCUGAAUAAUAAUAAUAAUAAUAAUCUUUCAGAGAAUCGCCUCCUAACCAUUGCCACUGACGAUAAGCACCUCACUGAUAUAUUUCACAACAUCAAGGCUUCUAAAACCCCUGCUGUAAUCAAUUACGGUGCUUCCUGGUGUCAAGUUUGCAGCCAGAUUCUACCUUCAUUUAGUGAACUAAGCAAAAAGUUUUCAAAGCUUUCAUUUGUAUAUGCUGAUAUAGACCAGUGCCCAGAAACAACUCAACAUAUUCGAUACACCCCGUCUUUUCAUUUCUAUAGUCGUGAUGGCGAAAGAGUUGACGAGAUGAUUGGAGCUGGAGUCGAGCGUCUACAUGACCGAUUAUGGCUGCACUCUUCUUAAACAACACUGAUACAUGUGCGUUGUUGAAAGUAAAACAACACUCUUCUUUCAUAGCAAAUGUCAUGAGUAGUUUAAUAAAUUAUGGAUUUAGGAUUGAUUUGGUGUUGUAACUAAUUGAUGAAUAAACACAAACAACAACAAAUUCAAAGAUUUCAUCUUUUAGAAGAAUGUAAACCAUUUCAAGUUGUGGUAACACUA